GUAAUCCUGAGGCGGCGUCUCCCGCGGACUGUGAUUUAAGAGGUAGAACUUUCUGAUUAAUUAAGACAGCCACUGCGGUCUGUGCGUGUUGGCAGCUGUAGGUUAAAAUUCCUUUACAAGUAAGGGCGAAAAUGCUUCUCAGGCUCCACUGGGACACGGAUAGAGCAGGGUGAAGCCAGGGAGCUGCUGAGUUCCCGUCCCUGAAUAGAAACGGUGGGGGCGCAGCUUCAGCCGCCCUGUGUACUUCGUAGAUAAACCUAAUCAGUCGGGCGCUGGAGGUGCGCCCUGUUUAUCUCGAUGUGGCUACCUGGAUCUGAACUAAAUCCUGCCUAACCAGUAUAUUAUAGAGUGAGGUAGAACUCGUUCUGGAAUACCUCCUGGGAGCAAUUAGAUAUGCUGAAUUUCGGCCCCUGCCCAGAUCUGUUGUUUUAGAAUCUGCAUUUUAACAAGAUCCUUGGGUGGUCCUUGUGCACACUUACGUCAUAGACCUGUAGUGGGCAGGGGGAUGGAGUUGUGCAAAAUCAGUCUCCAGGUGCUGGACCCAAGAGUAGUGUUUGUAACACUUGGCCUCAGUGGUGUCGACGGGCUGUCGGGGAGCCGGGUGGGAGACCAGUGUAUAUCCUUAACGCUUGAACAUGUGUGCGCCAUGGUUCAGCCACUUGGGAAUCUUUUUCCUCGCGUCUGACCGCCCCUGGGUUUGCAUGUCCGAGCAAGGGCUUUUGGUCUGCGGACCACACUGGAAUGAGCAGGUAAGGCAGCAGGAUGAUAAAACCCAAGCAAGGAGUUCAGACCACUAAGAUGACCGGGCUCCACUCUUUAGAUUCUACUCUAAAUAGAGAGUAGAGGAGAGGGACAGUUGAUGAAGCCUCUUGAAAACCCUCGUCUCGAGAAUUUGAAACUGUUAAAAAACUCUUAAAUUGUAGUACUUUAUAUAGGCUUUGCUCCCCAAACUAGUAUCUCAUGUAACAGAGGAUGCAAGACAAACAGAUACUGUGUCUACAACAGGCUCAGGGAAACUGACUUUUCACAAUUCUACGGUUCUAAAACUAAGAAUGUGCUUUAACGAAUUCGCUGCACAUACCGAAGUCUGCGGACAGCUUUAUUCUGUGGUUGAUGGUAGAUUAAUGUUUUUCCUAUUUUAAAACAUUUAAACACUACUUCCCCUCAUUCUUUCUCAGAUAAGAGAGCAGUGUUAGAUCAAAUACAGGUCUCAAGAAAUGAAGUUAUUAAAAACAGGGGAAGGAAAAUCCUUUUAAUAUCUCCACCCAGACCUCCAGGGAUGUUUGCAAAUUGUAAAUACUGUUACGACAGUUUAUAGCAAACUACUUUUGCCUGGAGCACUGUGAACAGGGCCUAGUCUCUAGUGCCGAUCAGCAGCGCCUCUCCCCGGCCCGCCUUCUGCUUCCGGGAACGCUCCUCGCCCCAGCCCCGCCCAGAAGGACGAUUCGUUACCUACCUGGAGUGUCUUCGACUGUGGGCAUCCCCCGCUGUUCUUUAAGCCACACAAAGCUGCACCCGAGCUUGUUUGACGUCUGCUCUGUCGAGUGUCCAUGAUGUUGGGCCCUGAGGGAGGUGAAGGCUUUGUGGUCAAGCUCCGUGGCCUGCCCUGGUCCUGCUCUGUUGAGGAUGUGCAGAAUUUCCUCUCCGACUGCACGAUCCAUGACGGGGUCGCAGGUGUUCAUUUUAUCUACACUAGAGAAGGCAGGCAGAGUGGUGAGGCUUUUGUUGAACUUGAAUCAGAAGAUGAUGUAAAAUUGGCCCUUAAAAAAGACAGGGAAAGCAUGGGACAUCGGUACAUUGAAGUGUUCAAGUCCCACAGAACCGAGAUGGAUUGGGUGUUGAAGCACAGUGGUCCAAACAGUGCUGACACUGCCAACGAUGGUUUCGUGCGACUUCGAGGACUCCCGUUUGGAUGCACCAAGGAAGAGAUCAUUCAGUUCUUCUCAGGGUUGGAAAUCGUGCCAAACGGGAUCACAUUGCCUGUGGACCCCGAGGGCAAGAUUACAGGGGAAGCCUUUGUGCAGUUUGCCUCACAGGAGUUAGCAGAGAAGGCCCUAGGGAAGCACAAGGAGAGAAUAGGGCACAGGUAUAUUGAGGUGUUCAAGAGCAGUCAGGAAGAAGUUAGGUCAUACUCGGAUCCCCCACUGAAGUUCAUGUCAGUGCAGCGGCCAGGGCCCUAUGACCGCCCUGGCACAGCCAGGAGGUAUAUUGGCAUCGUCAAGCAGGCAGGCCUGGAGAGGAUGAGGUCUGGGGCCUACAGUGCAGGCUAUGGGGGUUAUGAGGAGUACAGCGGCCUCAGUGAUGGCUACGGCUUCACCACCGACCUGUUUGGGAGAGACCUCAGUUACUGUCUCUCUGGGAUGUAUGAUCACCGGUAUGGAGAUGGCGAGUUCACUGUCCAGAGCACCACUGGACACUGCGUCCACAUGAGAGGGCUGCCCUACAAAGCUACAGAGAACGACAUUUACAACUUCUUCUCCCCGCUCAACCCUGUGAGAGUCCACAUUGAGAUUGGCCCUGAUGGAAGAGUGACCGGCGAAGCUGAUGUUGAGUUUGCCACUCACGAAGAAGCCGUGGCAGCCAUGUCCAAAGACAGGGCCAACAUGCAACAUAGAUACAUAGAACUUUUCUUGAAUUCCACAACUGGGGCCAGCAAUGGGGCAUAUAGCAGCCAGAUGAUGCAAGGCAUGGGGGUGUCAACCCAGUCCACUUACAGUGGCCUUGAGAGCCAGUCUGUGAGUGGCUGUUACGGGGCUGGCUAUGGUGGCCAGAACAGCAUGGGUGGAUAUGACUAGUUUUGUAGUAGCUUUUGAGUUAUUUCAGUCAAAUUUUCACAGGCAGCCAACAAGCAGUGAAAAGCAGUUACUAUUCUAGAGAAAGCUAUGGGACCCAUUUUGCACCAUGAGUUUGUGAAAUCUGGAUUAAAAAAUUACCUCUUCAGUGUUUUCUCAUGCAAACUUUCUUCUAGCAUGUGAUAUUGAGUAAACUAAAACUAUUUUCAGCUUUUCUCAAUUAACAUUUUGGUAGUGUACUUCUGGAGUGAUGUUAUCUGAGUUUAAAGUAGUUUUAAGUAUGUUAAAUGUGGAUCUUUUACACCACAUCAUUGUGAACACAUUGGGGAGGUGUGCUUUUUUGGAAAACUCAAGGUGCUAGAUCCCUAAUUCAAAGAGGACAUUUCUCAUGUUUGUUCAUUCUAGUUUAUUUUCAUUUAAAAUCUCUUAGGUUAAGUUUAAGCUUUUUAAAAGUUAGUUUUGAAAUUUGAGACACAUUACUAAUACUGUAGGAAUUGGUGAGGCCUUGACUUAAAAAAACUUUCUUUGUACUGUGAUUUCCUUUCGGGUGUAUUUUGCUAAGUGAAACUUGUUAAAUUUUUUUGUUAACUAAAUUUUUUUCUUAAAAUAAAAAGACUUUUUCACAAUGA
This is a messenger RNA of Odocoileus virginianus texanus, 3421 nucleotides long. The record is from RefSeq and is a predicted model, not a curated record. NCBI's taxonomy places the organism in Eukaryota, Metazoa, Chordata, Mammalia, Artiodactyla, Cervidae.